AUGGCCCCGGGGACAUGUGUCUGGCUUCUGCUGCUUCUGGCUUCUUUUGCGGUCUGGGCCUACUGCUCCAUGUGUCGACACUCUAUUUUGGCUCCCUCCCCCAUCCUCCUUCCAUUUUCUCUCCUCCAGACACAACAGAAGCAGAAGGAAGGAAGAAAGCAGAAAGAACUUCGAUUCCGAUACCGGAAGCGCGUCGGAAGGGUGUUGCACCUGCGGAAAGCGGCUUCAAAGACGACAAAGGCGGUGAAGAUGAACGGGAAUGUGGUAUAUGAAGACCUGAGCGAGCGUCCUCCGCUCAGGUCGUCUGGCUCCGCUUCCUCCAUGCCCAACCAUUAUUCGGCUCGUCAGAAGGGCCAGCUAGUGAGUCCGGAGCCAGACCUGUUCGUGCAGCUCGCCAUCUUCCCAGGGUCUCAAGACAGAGAAGAGAUUCCCGUGGAGCAUUGCCAUCACGCGCCUUAUUGCUCACCUCUCCUCUCUCAAAGCCCUGUCUACGAAGAAAUCCUCACCGGGAACAGACGUGGAGGGGACCGAGCUCCAGGGUGCCCCGGUAGGACUCAGUGCUGCCACAAUCCAGACUUGAUCUCCUCGGAUCCCGAAGAACUGUAUCUGUAUCGGGAACCGGAUGAUCCGAGCGACGAUGAAGUCAUGUACAAGAAGAACCGGAAGCCUCAGGAAGAAGACAUGGAGGCGAGCGAAGAGGAGCAAGAAGAUUUGCUGCCCGCCAAACCCGUGCCUUAUUACGCAAGUGACGUUCUUCCGCCGGAUUACGUCCCGCCGUCACAAGACCGGGAAUCGUCCUUUUCGGACUCGUGGCGGGGCCCUGCCUUCCGGAGUUUGCGAUCGCCGCGGAGGAACGCCGUGGAGCCGCGGUCGCGAGUCCCUGCAAAGCGGUCCCACAGUGCCUUGUCCGCGAGGGGGAGGGGGAGGGGGAGGGGGCGAGGGAGGGCUGCGGCCUUGGGGUGCGUCCAAGUUCCCUGUUACGGACACGGCGUCUGUGAUCAAGGUCAUAUCCUCACGUGUGCUCCUGCUAUGGUCCUUGCUCAUCCAUGCCACUUGUUGUCUUCAUCUGCUGCUCAUCAACCCCAACCUAGACCUCAACCUCAACCUCGUCCUCCUUGA
Darwinula stevensoni is the source of this 1119-nucleotide messenger RNA. The record is from the annotation of a GenBank genome assembly. NCBI's taxonomy places the organism in Eukaryota, Metazoa, Arthropoda, Ostracoda, Podocopida, Darwinulidae.